AUGAAAUACCGCGCGGAGGGUAUAAAUAAAGUCCUCGGAAUUGAGUGGCACCACCGGCUUGAUCAUGGGUCGGAUGGUAGAGACUCUGAAGGUGAUAUCCGAGUACCCUGCGAUAUCAUCCAAGUUGGCACCGAAGGGGGCUUCAAGAAGGUCAAGCCCGAAUACUGCAUAGUAUUCGCCGAUGCCCACCGGACGACCAAAAGCCAAACGGAUAGACCUCCAGACGAGGACCUGCACAUAAGCCUGCGCUUUAGUAGCGCAGGAGACCGCGCCCACCGCAUGGGCUACAGUGUCCACGUCUAUGUCGAUCCAGGGACCAGAACCAUCUCCGUCAGCAGACGAAGUGGGGUCACCCGACCCUGGAUAUACCGCAGUCUAUGA
Trichophyton rubrum CBS 118892 is the source of this 381-nucleotide messenger RNA. RefSeq lists its product as uncharacterized. The coding region runs from base 1 to 381 and encodes 126 amino acids. NCBI's taxonomy places the organism in Eukaryota, Fungi, Ascomycota, Eurotiomycetes, Onygenales, Arthrodermataceae. The transcript has 2 exons. The record is from RefSeq and is a predicted model, not a curated record.